AUAGGUUGUUGUUCUGCAAUGGAUAGAAAUGACCAAGACACUAGUGUGAAGGUGGCUGUCAGAAUAAGACCACAGAAUGCUAAAGAACAAGUUGACAUGUGUCGUGUAUGCACAUUUGUAACACCUGGUGAACCUCAAGUUGUACUGGGAAGAGAUAAAGCAUUCACUUAUGAUUAUGUUUUUGAUACUGGAACAGAACAAGUUCAACUGUAUACUUCAUGUGUUGAGAAACUUGUUGAAGGGUGUUUCAGUGGCUUAAAUGCUACAGUCUUGGCUUAUGGACAGACUGGUAGUGGUAAAACAUACACAAUGGGAACAGGAUUUGAUGUGACUGUGUUACCCGAUGAACAAGGUGUAGUACCAAGAGCUGUACACCAUUUGUUUAAUGGUAUUAAUAGUCGUAUUCAAGAUGCUAUAAAAGAGAAAAGAGAUCCACCACAGUUUGAUGUCUCUGCUCAAUUUCUUGAGCUGUAUAAUGAAGAAAUUAUUGAUUUGUUUGAUCCUUCAAGAGACACCUCUAACUCUAAACGACUUAAAAUACAUGAAACACAUGAGGGUGUUAUUUAUGUUGAUGGAGCUGUUGUUCAGUCAGUUAAAAGUGAGAGUGAGACUCUUGAUGCUCUUAAAAGAGGCGCCCUCUCACGGACUGUUGGAAGUACCAACAUGAAUGCUCAGUCUUCAAGAUCACAUGCCAUCUUCACAAUCAGUGUGUCACAGAAAAGACCAGUGUUACAAUCGACUGAUGCCAGUGAUUCUGCUGGUUCUCAAGAUUGGGAGACACUAACAGCAAAAUUUCAUUUUGUUGAUUUGGCUGGUUCUGAAAGAUUAAAGAGAACAGGUGCCACAGGAGAGAGAGCAAAAGAAGGAAUUAGCAUUAAUUGUGGUCUGGUAAGCAUUUGUGUACAUAUGUACAAUUAA
This is a messenger RNA of Amphimedon queenslandica, 918 nucleotides long. RefSeq names its product kinesin-like protein KIF21A. The record is from RefSeq and is a predicted model, not a curated record. Gene Ontology annotation, cellular component: microtubule associated complex. The coding region runs from base 19 to 918 and encodes 299 amino acids. Gene Ontology annotation, biological process: mitotic spindle organization; spindle elongation; microtubule-based movement. The transcript has 8 exons. Gene Ontology annotation, molecular function: microtubule binding; microtubule motor activity; ATP binding. Lineage: Eukaryota; Metazoa; Porifera; Demospongiae; Haplosclerida; Niphatidae.